AUCACCGGCAAACAAAACGGAGAAAACAGAACGUUAGUUGAUAUUGCGACUCAUUUGCAGUGCGAACUUCGAAAAUGGCUGAUCGUCCGUGUGCUGGAAACCUUCUCCGUAUCGCAGGAGCCAUAAUCCUGCCUAAUCUAGGCGGGAUCUACAACGGCAGGCUAACUAGACAGCACAUUCAAAACUGGUAUGCCAAUCUUAAGUUCCCAUCUUUCAAGCCGCCCAACUGGGUGUUUGCGCCGGUGUGGACAUCCCUGUAUGCCGGAAUGGGUUACGGAUCCUAUCUGGUGUGGCGGGAUGGCGGAGGACUUGCCGGGGAGGAAGCCAGGCUACCCUUAAUAGCCUACGGAACCCAGCUGGCAUUGAACUGGGCUUGGUCGCCGAUCUUUUUCGGCCAGCACAACAUUAAGGGAGGGCUUAUUGACAUAGUCGCACUUUCGGCGUGCGCUGGAGCGUGCGGAGUUCUUUUUUACCGGGUCAACAAGGUCGCCGGUUUGCUCUUUGUACCCUACGUCGCCUGGCUGGGAUUUGCCACUGCACUAAAUUACGCCAUCUGGAAACUUAAUCCGGAAAAGGAACCAGCCCAGGAGGACGAGAAACCCUCUGGUAGUCACGGCAAGGCCAAUUAAGCACAGGAUAAGUUUUAAGUUUCUUUCAUAUUUUGUAUGUUUCAAUAUAUCGAACCAGGGAUGGCUAAGUUGGAUAUGAUAUCGAUAAAUAGUGCCUCAAAGUGAGCGGUAAAUUUAAAAUAUGUUAUCACCAACUUAAGGAUCCUACAUUAUAUGUUAAUGGUUUCUCAGAGGAGUGUUCGAUCAAACCAGAAGUUCAAUUACGUAAACGCUUAGUGAUUCUAAGCAGUAAAUUUAAUGUUUUUAUAAAAUAAACCAUUAUAUCUUAAUAGUAUUCAGGAUCUUAAAUAAAAAUGAUAAAAAAUGAAAUAAUAAAAUCCUUAUCCUUGUACACUAUUUCACUGGA
Molecule: messenger RNA, 975 nt
Organism: Drosophila eugracilis
Lineage: Eukaryota; Metazoa; Arthropoda; Insecta; Diptera; Drosophilidae
Product: translocator protein
Exons: 2
Coding region: 75-629 (184 amino acids)
Cellular component (GO): mitochondrial outer membrane
Source: RefSeq, a predicted model, not a curated record